Messenger RNA from Aspergillus wentii DTO 134E9, 3357 nucleotides. RefSeq names its product putative ubiquitin C-terminal hydrolase. The transcript has 3 exons. Bases 1 to 3357 code for a protein of 1118 amino acids. The record is from RefSeq and is a predicted model, not a curated record. Gene Ontology annotation, biological process: protein deubiquitination. Gene Ontology annotation, molecular function: cysteine-type deubiquitinase activity. Gene Ontology annotation, cellular component: cytoplasm. NCBI's taxonomy places the organism in Eukaryota, Fungi, Ascomycota, Eurotiomycetes, Eurotiales, Aspergillaceae.
AUGACUCCGGAUGCAGCAACCUUACCUUCUCCGCCAGACUUUGCGCCGUGGAUGAACGGCAGUCGCCCUUACACCCUCGGUGGCAUGCAUUCGGGCGGACAAACGAACACACCAGGGUCGUUUCAGAAUGGGAGCAAUGGCACUCCGACUGGGUCCCAACCACCUCGUUUCCCAAAUAUUAAAGACCUUCAAGAUGAAGCGGCGGCUCUGGAUGUGAAUGAGAAGACUCCUUUAGUCAUUUUGGUGAAGAGAGCCCAAGAAGCGAUCCAGAAAGCCAGAGACUAUACGGACAACGACGAGCCGGAUAAAGCCUACGUGCAGUACCUUCGUGCUUCCGAAAUUACCAUCAACAUUAUCCCCCAUCAUGCCGACUAUCGAGUCACGGUCAAUCAGCGCCCAGGAUGGUACAAGAGCUUUGCGGAUCUUAUGAUGGCAGUACGGACAAAGCAAGGGACUAUGGAUGAAUUCAAGCAGCAGAUCCUGGAAGAUAACCUGAUCAGCAAGGUGCCGCCUAUGGCUGUAUCCACUUCCAAUUCCCCGGCGUCGCAGAUAAUACCCGCUGGGAUGUUUCGAAGUCCCAGCCCAAGGGGUCGCCAAAAUGAACAGGAUGAUAGUUCAUUAAGAAUGCCGAGUCCAUCGCAAUUCCAACGAAUUUCCGAUCUACAGAAAAAAGCAAACAGCAGACACUCAAGCCCCGCAGACGAUAUAUUGGCUCAGAGAUUUGCGAGACUCAAGGCAUCAUCAUCUGGGAGCGAAAGGUAUAGUCCAGUGAGCAACGGACAAAACGGGUUUGAUUCAAGUCCUUCGCCGCCGCCAGGGUAUUUCGAUGGUCGCCCGCCUCGACCAUCGUCAUAUGCCGCUCAGACACCGCUAUACAAUCCCUCUACUAACGUGCCUCCACGGCGCCCCCUUGGGCCUCGUACCAUGGGAUCUUCUCAUGGCAUGCCAGCUCUGCCUCCCAAAGUUCCCCUCAAUACAUCACUACCUCGCGCUCCAGACCCAGCCUAUAGUCCAGUAUGGACCGUUCCGUCUCAACCUCCUUCAAACCCUCCGAGAACGUCAACUGAGAGCUCUCGUCCACCAGCAAACCCUAGAUAUUCACAACUCGCAAACUCUCAUGGUAGCCCGAAUCGUGGUAGCUAUGAUGAGAGUCCGUAUAGAUCGCAAACACCCAACGGUACUCAUCAAUUGAGAGAAACGGUCAGGAACAACACUUCAGAUAUACCACUUCGGCCAGCCAUUAGUGCUCAAGAUUUACUCGACUACAUUCGGCGGUAUAACAUCUUGUUGAUCGACGUACGCCCGCGAGAUCAAUAUGACGGCGGGCAUAUAUUUGCCAAGUCAAUUAUUUGUAUUGAGCCGGUAGCUUUGAAAUCGAACGUCUCCGCGGAAGAACUUGAGGAGCGUUUGGUGGUAUCGCCUGAACGCGAACAGUCACUUUUCGAGAGAAGGAAUGAAUUCGACAUGGUGGUUUAUUACGAUCAAAGCACUGAUUCUGUCAGCUACCUUGCAGGGUCACCGGUUGGGACAUCAGCACCUCAUCUUAGGGCUCUCUACGAUACUCUCUAUGAGUUCAACGCUUAUAAACCGCUGAAGGAUGGACGGCCUCCGGCUCUUCUGAUGGGGGGUCUUGACGCAUGGAUCGACCUUCUUGGACAGCAGUCACUCGCUACAUCAUCCACUUCUACCGCAAUAGGAUCGAUCGAAGUAAGGAAACCUGUCAGGAAACCAGGGCGACCCCUGGGGAGGGUGCCGACGAUGGCGAGUGCCAACUCCAGUUUGGAAGUACGGAAGAGAAGACUUCGCGAAUACAAGCCUCUCAACCCAGAGGAGCUCACAGCAUGGAUGGAAAAGUCGAAGAACGAGGAGAUUGACACUAGCACUUAUGCCGAAGAGGAGACAGUUAGCGAAGAGCCGGAAGACCAGCUUGGUGAAGAACCUCCUCCUACGCCGUUUGUGCAUAGUUAUGAGGAUUUCCUGCGUCGAUUCCCCGAGCCCCAGGCUAUCCAGCAAUCAAUGACGGUGCCACUUGCCCGGCCACCACCGCCGCCAGUACAGCCGGCUGCGCCAAAUUAUGCGGCGCCUAUCCCUGUCGCUCCAUCACGGCCUCCGCCUGCAGUUCCACGGCCGAGUUACAGUGGUGUUUCCGAGGGUCGACGGAUCCAACCUCAUAUGGAGCGACAGAAUUCUGCGAGCAAGACUGCACUCUACACGUCGAAUUCGAUAUUGAGUCGCCUCAAGCUGCCUCGAACCGGGCUGACCAACUUUGGCGUGACUUGCUACAUGAACUCGACGAUUCAAUGUCUGAAUGCUACCAUUAUGUUGAGCAAAUUCUUCAUCGACAACCGAUUCCGUUACUACGUUCAGAAGAACUGGAAAGGCUCCCAGGGGGUGAUGCCUGGACUUUAUGCGAAUCUGGUCCGGUCUUUAUGGAAGAACGAUGUAGAGGUGAUCAUGCCCACAUCCUUCCGGAAUUUCUGCGGGCGGUUGAAUCAGGAAUGGGCGAUUGAUCGACAGCAGGAUGCGAAGGAAUUUUUUGAUUUUGUAGUCGAUUGUCUGCACGAGGACUUGAAUAUCAACUGGCAGAGGAAUCCGCUGCGACCGUUGACGUUUGAAGAGGAGAUGCAGCGGGAGAGGAUGCCUGUUCCCAAAGUGUCCAAGAUUGAAUGGGAUCGAUACUGCCACCGCGAGGAGUCGUUUAUUUCGUCCCUUUUUGCGGGUCAACAUGCGAGCCGGCUUCGCUGCACGACCUGCAAGCGGACAUCGACGACGUACGAAGCAUUCUACAGCAUCAGUGUGGAGAUCCCACCGUCAGGAACCGGGGAUAUUUACCAGUGCCUUCGGAGCUACUGCCAGGAAGAGAUGCUGAGCGGGGAUGAGGUGUGGAAAUGCCCGUACUGCAAAUGCGAACGGGUGGCGACGAAGCAAAUCAUCAUCACCCGGGCGCCACAGAUCCUAGUGGUACAUUUCAAACGGUUCUCGGCUUCAAAGACGCAAAGCGCCCGGAAAAUCCACACGCCCAUCGAAUUCCCGCUCCACGGGCUCCGGAUGGACGACUUUGUCAUCUCGUACCCGAAUCCCGGGCAGAGCAGCGACUCGGGAGGACCACCGACGGACCCGACCGCGGCAACGGUGCCACCCUUUACGUACGAUGCAUAUGGGGUCCUGCGACAUCUGGGGUCAUCGAUGGGAAGCGGGCAUUACAUCUCGCUGGUGCGGGACGCGCAGCGGCAGUGCUGGCGGAGAUUCGACGACGAGCGAGCGACCGACUUUAACCCACGAGAUCUACGACAUAAGGAUCGGUUGCAGAACGAACAGGCAUACAUUGUAUUUUACGAACGAGUGCCGGCGAAAUGA